GGAGGGAGGAAAGAGGACGUAAGAUGUAUUGAGAAAUCCCCGUGUUAUACCUGGUUAUACCACCAACCUACCACCGCCCUCGCGUGACAAAAUCUUAAAACACGGGCAGGCAGACGAGGUAAAAAGGUAGGAAGGAACAGGUAAAGGUGUUCUCUGCUGAGCAGUUCCUGUUUUAUUGUAUUACGCUACAACACUGUAGGAAGACCUUCUAAACUAAUCUAAUUAUAGAAAACGAUUGUUAUUUUUCGGUGAAGCGGGACAUCCUGCAUGACACUUGCUGUUGGUCCAGUCUCACCUGGAUAAAACCUCAAUAAAGGCUAUCCAUAUCGGGAGGGAGGAAUGCCGAAGAAGGAGCUAGAAACGGCCAACAGGCCCGACAACACAGCCUUCACCCAGCAGAGGCUCCCGGCCUGGCAGCCCAUCCUGUCUGCCGGCAUCGUUAUCCCAGGCUUCGUGCUCAUCGGCCUGGCCUUCAUCGGCAUAGGCGUCGCGCUCUUCCUCACCUCACGGAACAUAACGGUGCUGGAGAUGGAUUACACUGGGGUAGAGACCACUUCCGACUGCUACAAGUGCUCUGCCGGCACAUUACCAAACUGUGUGUGCAACCUGUACUUCACUCUCAAUGAGACUUUUCCGGGUACUGUGUAUUUCUACUAUGGUUUGUCCAAUUACUUCCAGAGCUACCGCAAAUUUGGGGCCUCAAGGGAUGACAACCAGCUUUCAGGGGACACUUAUUAUUUUACGUCCCCCCUAGCCGUCUGCACUCCCUAUCAAUAUGAUGUCAACAACAACCCAAUUGUACCCUGUGGAAUAUCUGCUAACAGCAUGUUCAAUGACACCUUUAAUCUGUACCAGCUGGUGAAUGGGUCAAAGACUGUUCCCUUGGAUGGCAGAGGAAUAGCUUGGUGGUCGGACUACAACAUCAAAUUCAGAAACCCUACUUCUGACCCACUAAGAAACGCAUUCAAUGGGACUGUGAAGCCCCCCUUUUGGUCCAAGCCGGUUUUUGAGCUGGACCUCACUGACAAAUCCAACAACGGCUUCUUGAACCAAGACUUUCUGGUUUGGAUGAGGCGGGCCGCGCUGCCAAACUUCAGGAAGCUGUACCGACGAAUCACAGGCCCUGACUACGCCAGUGGACUGCCUCCAGGAAACUACACUAUUGAAAUAGCCUACAACUAUCCUGUGAUGAGCUUCAAUGGGAGGAAGAAGGUCGUCUUGAGCAACGUGUCCUGGAUGGGCGGCAAGAAUGAUUUCCUGGGUGUGGCUUACUUGGUGGUCGGAUCCCUUUGCAUUGUCAUGUCGAUGGUCAUGCUCAUCGUGUAUGCCAAGUUCAAGUUCCCUGAUGACGUCUAAUCACUGGACCCAAUUUUCUGAUGUGGGUGAAAGGUUACUAUUAUGUUUUCUUACAGUCCAGAGUCUGACCUGAGAUUUUUCCAAUUCUUUAAUAGCCAGGUUAAUUGACUUGAAGAUGUUCAUUAGACGUUAUGUUUUAGUUCUGUAAAACCCAAGUUGGAUGGAUACAGUUGCAUGCAUCUACACACCUUGCAUAGUCUUAUGACACUUAUGGUGUUCAAUGUUUUACUUUUUAUCCUGUUCUCCUCAAGUUUUUCAUAUCCAAUUUGUGAUUAAGGUCUGGCUUCAGCACCUCCUAUGACAUUCUGGUUCUUAUUAUGGGGCUCACUCAAACAAGCUCAGCCAAAAUCUGGACUGGAAUACCAAAGUGCCUUCCCUGGGUUUCUACCUCGAUUGAGCCUAACAGUACCACAAGGAGUCAUUUGAGAUGAGGCAAGGCAACCAUAUGCAAUUACUAAACCCCCUCGCACCCCCCCCCCCUUAGCAAAUAACAAUCUUUCCCAGAGAAAAUAACAACCUAACUCUACAGAAUUGUUUACAGAAGCAUAAGAAAGGUUUUAGAACAUGUGCAAAGUUUACUAAAUGAGGCUGUAUGAAUUGUGUGCAUCUCUAUGUGAGGUUGGGGACAUUAGUUUUCCAGGGUUAGGCAACUUUCCCGACUUUUACAUGGGCUUUGAUCAUCUCCUAUAUAUUUUAGGGCAUUUCAUGCAUAACUGACUACUGAAAGUGAGUAAGAUGGGGAAAGUGCUGAACAUGAUGCUGUCACCAUUAUACAAAGGCAUAGGUAGUUUCUCUGCUCAUUCCUGGCCUGCAUGGGUAAAGAAGAAAUACCCUUUUCUUUUCUAAAUCACCCAAUCACCACAACUAGCUAAUAAAAAAGACUAUAAGACAACAUGGCAAAAACACUGUAAUGGCCUGCUUUGGGUUCAAUCCAAAACAACACCAAGGGAAUCCUUGUGACUUGAAGUAUUGUUAUCGGGCAUCAUGUUAUGGGUAUGGUCCUCACUGGCAGAGACUGAGAUUGUGUCAGGAUCAAAAAGAAAGAAAAGAAGCAAAGCCCAGGUAAAAAGUUAUAGGAAAACCUGCCUCAGGCCUAAAAGAAAAAACAUGACUCUGGAUAUUAUUUAUUUUUUUACAAUUGCCAUGGUUGGUAGAGCCUGGGGCUUGCAAUGCCGGGGCAGUGGGUUUGAUACCCACUGGGGACCGGAUUAAAAUGUAUGCAGUCACUCAUGUAUGUCGCUGAGGAUGUCUGCUAUAUUACUUGCAUGUAAAACAAUACCAUCACUUCUGCCAAAAACAACAUAAUAGCUUUUUAGGAUGUCUAAUGUCAGACCUGACUUAAAGCUAUGCUUUAAAUAUUGCUUUCCCUUGAUGACUCCUAAUCACAUUCACCAGGCUUGCACAAGUUCAACAAUGGGCCUGUGUUGCCCCAAGACUUGUGCAAAGUUGUUAGAAUGUAAUUUAAAAUUAUUCACAGCUUAAUGGCUAGCAAAUGUGCUUUUACCAAGUUUGAACUCCGGGUUGUAACAACAUGCACAUCUAGGAUUUAUUUUAUUAUCAAUUAGAUUAUUCUAUGGUGUUCUUUCUCAUUGAAGAUGUGUAGUCUGUUUAGUUGAAUCUUUAAGUAAAACGAUUAAGCUAGUCCAUUCUUACUUUUAAAUGUAAGGUGCUAAAAUGUGAAGACUUGGAAAUGGGUGUUUAUUUUUUGACCAGCCACUGUUUCUAUAUAUGCCAUGAGAUUCAAGUGUGUGGACAGUGACAUUUUUAACCUCUAGGCUGUGUACUCUGGCACUUUAGAUUGAUAUGACUCAGUGAAUGUGAGGUUGAAAUGCAGACUGUCAUCUUGAAUUAAUGCAUGUUCAUCCAUUUAUUACAGAACCGUUUAGAAAUUACGUCACUUUCUGUAUGUCCCUAUCCUAUUCAGGUUACCAAAAGUAUUUAGGCAAAUUCCAAAUUGAUGUAUUGAAUUAGUGGAUAGUUGUGUAUUUGGUCCCAUGAAAGCACACAAUGAAUCCCUCAAAACCUCUCACUUUACAAACUAGUUUGAAUAAUUUGCAGUAUGUGUCCUGUACAAAAUAAUUUGUAUAGAAUACAAAGACAUGAAGCCGAACGUAUCAUGAAUGGUGAAUUACAAGGGCAUAAACCACUACCCUCCCCUGUCAUAUUUUUAAUGUGUGCAAUCAUCUGUUGGGUAUGAUCUUUGCUAUUUGUAAUGUUUUAAAUAAUCAUUCCAGAUUUAUUUUGGGUUCUCUGUGCGCACACAUCCUCGCCUCUUACCAUUAAAAAUAACUGGAGGUAUAUCUGUAUUUACAUUAGCCUCUGUGUGAAUAGUACAUUUUACAGUAAAACAUUCACUCAAUAAUGAUACCUUAGCUGUACAUUAUUAUUGAGCUAAAAUAAUCUGAGAAAUACAGUUGCAAGUUUGGUACAGGCAUUGUCUGUUAGGAAUAUGGGAUCAAAUACUAAAACAUCUCACUAUAAUACACAUUAAUGUGUCCAAAUACUUUUUUGGGGACUAUGUACAACAUUUGUAAUUUCUAAGCAUUUCACCCACUGGGGAUGAAAAUACAUUCAAAUUAAAGAUGACAGUAUGAUUUCAAAACCUAAAGGAGUGGGACAGAAUUUCACUGUGUAAAUACAUACUUUUGAACCCCACUUAACAGUCUGCCUAAUAUUGCAUCUAAUUCAGAAAACAAUAUAAAUUACAAGGAGUUUCUGAAUGAAAUUAACAACCUUAACAGGUUUGAGGUUUAGAAGCUGUGUAGUAUAUUAUAUUUGUCUUCCUCUGAUACUCUGGGUAAAGCUGCCUUAGAAUCUUGUAUUGAUGAAGCCCCUUUAGGCAAUAUAAGAUAAGGCUGUUAGUUCAUUUUUUUUGUUACAAUGGUAAUGUUUACUAUGAUUAUCUGUUCAGAAUUAAAUAUUUCUGAAGGCUGGAGGAAAACAUGGGCUAAUAUUUCUCAUUUGGACAGGACCUAUAAGCCAUAGAAUUAAAUAGCCAUUAAUUAUCAGAUGGAAGAUCUCAGGGCUGUAUAGACCAAUGGUAUGUACUGUAGCAUGACUGUUGUUAUAAAUGUUGUAUUUAUAACAGUGUUUGUCAUUUUUAAAUAAUUGUUGGUGAAUUUACAUGUUUUUCCCUUAAAUAAAUGCACAAAUAGAGGAAUCAA
Messenger RNA from Esox lucius (northern pike), 4520 nucleotides. RefSeq names its product transmembrane protein 30B (gene tmem30b). Gene Ontology annotation, biological process: phospholipid translocation. The record is from RefSeq and is a predicted model, not a curated record. The transcript is spliced from 8 exons. Gene Ontology annotation, cellular component: plasma membrane; endoplasmic reticulum; Golgi apparatus. Lineage: Eukaryota; Metazoa; Chordata; Actinopteri; Esociformes; Esocidae. Bases 340 to 1356 code for a protein of 338 amino acids.